AUGAUUGAUUUCCUUCUCGCGCUCCAAAUCUAUCUAUCCGCUUCUCAGGGCCAAGUGGUUGAUAAGAUAGAGAAGACGGCAGAGGUGGCAAUCGAGGUGAUCGACACGGUGGCGGAGGCGACAGAGAAGGUCGCCGGCGAGGUCGCUGACGCAUUCCCCGGCAACGAAAAUCUCAAGGAAGCAGCCUCGAGGAUUAAGACGGUCACGGAUGCGAUCGAGGAAGAUGCCGAGAAAGCCGAGGCCCUAAUCGAGAAGGGGAUAACUAUUGUGAUCGCUUAUAUUGAUCAGGUUGACGAGAUAAAGAAACAAGUUGAUUCAAUUGUUGAUCCUAUAAUCGACAAGGUUGUGAAGGAUAAUAAAGAAGCAUAG
Molecule: messenger RNA, 369 nt
Organism: Miscanthus lutarioriparius
Lineage: Eukaryota; Viridiplantae; Streptophyta; Magnoliopsida; Poales; Poaceae
Source: the annotation of a GenBank genome assembly